This is a messenger RNA of Tuber aestivum (summer truffle), 2005 nucleotides long. The record is from the annotation of a GenBank genome assembly. Lineage: Eukaryota; Fungi; Ascomycota; Pezizomycetes; Pezizales; Tuberaceae.
AUGACCGAAGAACCCGGAUUUAAAGGCAAAUCGCUCAAGAGAAAGAAUGUCAAGGGGUUGAAACUCGGUGGAGGGGGAGGAGGAGGAACUCCCGCCCCGGUCCCUUCCGCCCCGGACGCCCAGGCUCCCGGCGGAAACGGGAGUAGAUACUAUGCUCACAAUGACCAACUGAGUGAUCAACUCAGCACCCUGGAAAUUGGUGUUGAGUUUAAGCUGGAUUUGCGUGCAGAGGAUCUGAAGGUGGUGAACGAGUUGGGUGCGGGGAAUGGAGGGACUGUUAGCAAAGUCAUCCACGCUCCGACGAAAGCUUUAAUGGCAAAAAAGGUCCGUUAUCUCGACCCCGCCGCGGUGAAGAUGUCCUACAGAAUUAUAUUGACAGAGCGGUGAAGGUUAUCCACAUAGACGCUAAGCCGUCGGUUCGGAAGCAGAUCGUUCGUGAGCUGCACAUAAUGCAGGAGUGUCACUCCCCCUAUAUCGUGUCUUUUUACGGUGCCUUCCUCAACGAAGGGGAUGUCGUUAUGUGCAUGGAAUACAUGGAUUGCGGGUCAGAUAUUAACCCCUCGCCGGGCCGUGUGCGCGUGUGCUGCGCCUUGCGAAUACAUCCACUGACAUGGUCUACGAUAUCACAGGUCCCUUGAUGGUAUCGCUAAAAAGAUAGGCCCGAUUCGUAUCGAUGUUCUGGGCAAGAUCUCUGAGGCGGUUGUUGAAGGAUUAAAUUACCUCUAUAAUGUCCAUCGAAUCUUGCAUCGGGAUGUCAAGCCCUCGAAUAUCUUGAUCAACUCUCGGGGCUCCAUCAAGCUGUGUGACUUUGGUGUUUCCGGAGAGUUGAUCAACUCGAUCGCCGAUACGUUCGUCGGCACUUCAACCUACAUGUCCCCAGAGCGAAUCAAAGGAGCCAAGUACUCUGUCAAAUCGGAUGUAUGGAGCUUGGGAUUGACCCUGUUGGAGCUGGCCAUAGGGAGGUUUCCUUUUGACGCGGACGGAACAAGCGCCGGGACCAGGGCCAGUGCUGGGCCGAUGGGCAUUCUUGAUUUGCUUCAGAAGAUUGUCAAUGAGCCUGCGCCCAAAUUGCCGAAAAAUAAGGCGUUCCCCCCCAGCUUGGAGAGGAUGAUUGAGUGCUGCUUGAUCAAGGAUCCGGAACAGAGACCUAGCCCUCAAGAGCUGCUGGUAAGCUGCGAUCAUUGGAGGAGCCGCUCAAUAGUAAUUUGCUAAACCGGUUUUUGUGAACCAAUAGGAGGAGUCGUUCAUGAGAGCGGCCAAGCAGACCAACGUGGAUCUUGAGGCUUGGGCUCAUGUCAUUCUCGACAAGCCCCUCAAUCGAUCAUCAAGAUCCUCGCAAUUGAUCAGCCCCGCUCCCGCUCACCGAGAGUCCCCGGCUCCACCACGCCCAUCAUCACGUGGCCAAAACACUCCCGGGCGAAGAACCUCCACUGUGGAGCGCAGCUCGAGUGAACGAGGCACUGAAAGAGAGAGAUCUGAUCGUGAACAUCGCGCACCCCCGGCUCCGCUGCAACAGGCACCUUUCCCAACCCGCACAAGUUCACAUGGCCCUGGCUCUGGAAGACUUGAGGAGGCGAACUACCACAGCUCUGCAGGUGAUUCGUCCAGAGCCAACCAGUUACCACAUUCAAGGUCCUCCCGCCAAGCUCAGUACCGAUCGAACACCGAACCUGCAGGGCUCUCAAAUUCAGACCGGAAUGAUAGCCGGGAGCGAUAUUCUCGUGGUCAGGGCGGCGAAAGGGAACGCGAGAGGGGACGCGAGCUGGAGCACCAAGGCACAAUUGGGAUCGCAUUUGAGGGCCCGCACCAGCCGGAAAUGAGAGAGAAGAAGAAGCCACCUAUUGGCAUUAUGAGCUCGGGGAUAGGCCUCCCAUUUGCCGGAUCUGGUAAUGGCAUUGGUUCAAGCGGUCCCAGCGGAAUCAAUGGUGGCCGGUAGAACAGGUUCAAAGCCAGAUUUGCCUUUUUUUUUGAUUGCUAUAUUCAGUAAAUGGGGUCAGUUUUUAUC